Molecule: messenger RNA, 3327 nt
Organism: Lodderomyces theae
Lineage: Eukaryota; Fungi; Ascomycota; Pichiomycetes; Serinales; Debaryomycetaceae
Exons: 1
Coding region: 1-3327 (1108 amino acids)
Biological process (GO): protein import into nucleus
Cellular component (GO): nucleus; cytoplasm
Molecular function (GO): small GTPase binding; nuclear import signal receptor activity
Source: RefSeq, a predicted model, not a curated record
AUGGAUGCACAAUUCGUAGGGUCAUUGGAAGAGACCUUGAAGCAAACUUUGACACCGGACUCAUCGGUGAUCAAGCAAGCUUCACAAAGAUUGAGCAAGGAGUUUUAUCCCCAUCCUCAAGCAUUACCUGCAUUAUUGCAAAUUUUACAACAGUCCAAUCAAGAUGAAGUCAAGCAAUUAGCUGCUGUCGAGGCUAGAAAAUUGGUAGCUGACAACUGGCCAUCUGUUGAUACCUCGUUGAAGCCAAGUUUGAGGGAUUCGUUAUUGAAGAGCACUUUUAGUGAACAAAACAAACGUCUUAGGAACGUUUCGGCUUAUUUAAUUGCUGCUCUUGCGGAAACUGACUUGGAUGCUAACGAAUGGCAGGAUUUGUUACCAACGUUGGUCAAUGCCAUUCAAGGCGAUGAUCCAAAGGUCAAGGAAGUUGCUACUUUCACCUUGUACGCCUUAUUGAACUCGGACAUUUCAGCCUUGCUUCCUCAUGUUGAUGAUUUUGUGUCUUUGUUUGGCAAUUUGAUUAGAGACCCAUCAUCAAAGGAUGUUAGGGUUUAUUCUGUGUUAUCUUUGGAUGCACUUUCGCAAAUUCUCGAAGAUAAUGACGAAGUAACAGAUCAAGUAAUUGAAAAUUUCAAGGCAACGGUCCCAGGAAUGGUGGAGGUCUUGCAAGAAGUGGUGACGUCAGAUGACACAGAGCUGGCUCAACAAGUUUUCAGUGUUUUCAACAGUUUAGUACUCACAGAUUCCAAAUUGUUGGGCGACCAUUUGGUCAGUUUGAUAAGAAUGAUUAGUGAAUUGGUCUUGAACACUCAAUUGGACGAAGAUUACAGAAUUUUUGGUUUACAAUUUUUAAUCUCGUGUGUCACAUACAGAAAAUCGAAAAUUUCUUCCAACAAAUUAGGUCCACAACUUACAAUGGUCGGGUUGAAAGUUGCAUCUGAAGAAAUAGAUGUUGACGAUGAGUUGGAGAAUGAAGAUGAGGAGAACGAAAAUGAAGAAAAUUCUCCUCCUUCCUUAGCUUUGAGGCUACUUGCUGUUUUGGGUGCCGAAUUGCCUCCAUCUCAAGUGAUUGAUCCGUUGUUUGAGGCUCUUGAACCGUUGUUGACAUCUACAAAUCAGUUUGAAAGACGUGCUGGUAUUCUAGCCAUUGGUGUCUGUUCCGCGGGUGCUCCUGACUAUGUCUCUCUCCGGAUCCAGAAAAUCAUCCCAGUGUUGAUCAACGGAAUGAAGGACUCGCAACUUGUCGUGAGAGUCGCUGCACUUAGAACCUUGUCGCAAUUGACUGCAGAGCUUCAAGACAUUGUCACCGAUUACCAUGAAGAAUUGUUGCCUUUGAUCAUUGAAAUCAUUGAUUCAGCCUCCUCGGUCAUGGCUUACAAAUAUGGUUGUAUUGCACUAGACGGCUUGAUUGAGUUUAUGAGCCAUGAUGCCAUGGGUAAGUACAUUGAGCCAUUGAUGCAUAAAUUGUUCUACAUGUUACAGCAAGCAAAUACACCUACCUUAAAAACAGCCAUUGUUUCAGCUAUUGGUUCAACUGCAUUUGCUAGUGGUAAAGGAUUCACCCCGUAUUUUGAAGAGUCAAUUAAGCAAUUAGAACCAUUCAUCUCUAACUCCGCGUCUGUGGAAGGAAUGAGUGAAGACGAUAUUGAGUUGAGGGCCACCACUUUUGAAAACAUCUCAACCAUGGCUAGAGCUGUCGGUUCUGCGGCAUUCUCAUCUUACGCCAAGCCCUUGGUUGAAGCCGCUUACACGUCAUUGAACUCUGAACAUCCUAGAAUUAGAGAAUCGGGAUUUGCUUUUAUUGCAAAUAUGGCAAAAGUUUAUGGUGCAGAGUUUGCCGGCUUUUUGGACCAAAUCGUGCCACAAAUUUUAACCUGCUUGGGUCAAGAGGAGUUCACGUUCAAAACCAAUGAAGAUGAAGAAGGAGACGAUGAUUUCGGUGGAGAUGAUGAAGAUGAUGAUCCUUUAAAAGUUCAUACCGGUAUCACCAUUGAAAAAGAAAUUGCGUCUGUGGCUCUCGGUGAGUUGGCCAUUGGAACUGGAAAGGAAUUUUUUAAAUACGUUGAGCCUUCGUUGGCUGCUUUGAUUGACCAAGUUGAGGGCUCAUUUGGUAUGAGAGAAGCCGCCAUGAAUUGUGUAUUCAAAAUUGUCAAGGCUAUGUUUGUCGCUGUUCAAGGUGAGGAUUUCAAGGCUCCAAAGGGUGUUCCACAACAACCCUAUGUGGAUUCUAAUAUUCUUGCUCUUAUUGAAAAGGUUAGAGAUUUGGCAAUUCCAACCUUGGAAGCUGAGUUUGAGGCUACCAUGGUGGCAUGUAUUCUCGAUUGUGUAGCUGAUGCAUUGCAUGUCAUGGGGGCUAUAUUUAUCGUUAAUGAUGCUAGUGAAACGAGUUCUUUGGAAAACUUGUGCAUCUCGUUAAUGAACUUGUUAAAGAAGGAGCAUCCUUGUCAAUUGGAAGAAGAAGAGAUGCCACAGGAAGAGGAUUCGUCUGAGACCGAAGUUUUGCUCAACGAGGCUGCAUUGGAAGUAUUGGUAAACUUGUCAAUUGCCUUGGAAGGAGAUUUUGCAAAGAUUUUUGCUUCAUUCAAGGAUCCAAUUUUGGCCAAAUUCAAUAGCAAGUCGAAACCAACCAAGGUUGGCUCCAUUGGUGCUAUUGCUGAAAUGGUUGGUGGAAUGAAAGCCGCCAACCCUUUUUCAGCAGAGUUACUCCCUAUAUUUAUAAACAAACUUGCUCAUGACAAGUCUAUUGAAGUCAAGGGAAAUGCCGCUUAUGGUAUUGGUUUGAUUGUUGAGUACAGCCAAGUCGACUUAUCCGCCAGUUAUCCUCAAAUUCUUGAGUUGCUUUUCCAUUUAUUGAACAAAGUGGAUAAAAAGGCCAGCUCGGCUGACGAUGAAGAAGCCAAGGAUGUUGUCAAUAGAUCUUAUGCCAAUGCUUGUGGUUGUGUUGCUAGGUUGAUCUUGAAAAACCAACAAGCUGUUCCCUUGGAGCACGUAUUGGGACCAUUGUUGGGGCAUCUUCCAUUGGAAACUGGUUUCGAAGAGAAUACACCAAUAUUUGAGGCUAUUAUCAAAUUGUAUGAGUCUGGUAACGAAAGUAUUGUGUCACAAACUCCUAAAAUCGUGGACAUAUUUGCCGGUGUUUUCAAAGCCGAAGAGGACAGAAUUAAGUUGAUUAAUGAAAGUACAUUAGGAAGAGAGGAAAACAUUGAUGCAAGAAAGCAGUUUUCAUCUGAAGCAUUGAAAACAAAGGUUGUUGAGCUUUUGAAGUUCUUGAAUCAAAAAUAUGAUGGCGUGGUGUCGUCAAAUGAGACAUUGAAAACAAUCAUACAAUAA